CCGGGGCUGUCUAACCCAGUGUCAAUCAGUCUGUGUUUUUAUGGUAGCGUCCCCGCCCUUCUUCAAAGGUCGAGAUCCUCCUCCUCAAACAGAGAGAGAGAGAGAGGACUCUUUGCUCAGGGCUCCUCCCAGUGAGCAGAGGCUCUCUGCCUUUCGCGUCCAGAGUCUGGGGCAGUUUCAGCAGGAGAGGAGCUGGGAACAAGGCGGUUGCAGCAUGGAAUCUCAGAACCAGUCUUCCCUCGUUACCUCGUCUGGAGAAAGCGGGGAUGCAGCGGUUUCCUCUUCGGGAGUGUCUCUGGAUAAUUUGCUUUCUUCUUCCUCUCAGCAUAUCUCUGUAACUGAAGUGAAGGAUUUGAUCUACUGGCGUGAUCCUAAGAAGACAGGGGUUGUGUUUGGGUCCAUUCUGACCUUGUUGGUCUCGCUGGCAGUGUUUAGUGUGGUCAGUGUGUUGGCCUAUCUUGUGCUGGCUUUGCUGUCCGUCACCAUCAGUUUCCGCAUCUACAAGUCCGUGGUACAGGCUGUGCAGAAAACCAACGAUGGAAAUCCCUUCAAGCCUUAUCUGGAACAGGAUAUCACCAUGUCUUCGGAAACAUUCCAUAAAUACUGCACCAUAGGCUUCACCCACUUGAACAGAGUGCUGAAAUAUCUGCUGCAGCUUUUCCUGGUCCAGGAUCUAGUGGAUUCACUGAAGCUUGCAGUUCUCAUGUGGCUAAUGACCUACGUUGGAGCUGUCUUCAAUGGGUUGACUCUCCUGAUUUUGGCGGUACUGUUGACCUUCAGCAUCCCAAUCAUCUAUCAAGCUUACCAGACACAGAUUGAUCAUUACAUUGAACUAGUUCAGAAGCAGGCAGCCUGUGCUUUUGGGAAGAUCCAAGAGAAGCUUCCAGGCGCAAAACGAAAGAGCGAGUAACAGCAGGGGAGACCCCGCUCAGCACCCUCCAUUGCCACUCCUCCCUUUGUCCUCACUACUAAACUAAAACUCUGUAUUGGAGCUAAAUGCUUGCUGUCUGUCUGCUUGGGCCUGCGUGCCACCAUUCCUGCUGUUGUGGACUGCUUCCAGGAUUUUGCUAUUUGUUCUUGCCUCCCCCACACCCUCACCCUCUACCCCCCGGUCGAUCUCAGCCAGCAAGGGGGUCACUAGUACGUUGUGUGUCUGUUGAUCACUGGCUUAAGACACAUUCCUUUUCUGCUGCUUCUGUUUCAAAGAGAUUAUAAAUAUAUAUAUUUUCUGUUUUGCCCUUCUCUGAAAAACACUGUCUGUAAACUGCUGUAGAAAUUACUGAGCUACAGGGUGGAGAUCAAGAGAGAACCAAUCUCCUUCCCCCAAUUGUGUAUAUAAUUGAGGGUGCAUGUGAAAAUAUUUGUCACUGUUAACUGAACAGUCUUUGAGAAACUGGGGGAGGAGGAGUAGGAAAUAGGCAAGUGACAGAUGAAUUUCUGAAUUGUAAGUGAUGUAUGUCUGUAGUUAGUGUGUGUGUGUGUGUGUGUAUAUAUAUGCCAUUCAAUCUGCCCCAUUCCCCCUACCAGGUUUCAGUACUGGCUUUGCAAAAGUAACUGUCCUUCCCCCUCCCACCCCCUGUCCUUGAGUCUUGUUUGAAGAGGACACUAUGCUCUUGAGGUGCUGUUCUCAUUUCAUUCCCCACUUGCCUGCUUGGUCCAUUGUGUGAGAUAACCACAGAUUGUCAUUCCAUUAUGAGAUAUUCCUGCAGCAAACUUCACCAAGGGAUGGCAUGGCAAUCUCAAUAAAAUGGUUAACCUCAAGGUACACUGGCCAAUAAGCUAUUGAUUAGAAGGACGGGUGCGUGUUUAGGGGAGGAGCUAUGAUCUUUGGAAUAUGCCCCAUGUAGGAGGGCAGGGCAGAUAAUAGCAGGACAAAGCCCAUGUCGACCUCUUUCUGACUCUGUGUACUCGCACAGUUGUAACUCUGUAUAGAACACUGGAGGGCGAAGUAGUGUAGGACUGCAAGGUGUGCGGUUGUCCUCUCCCUACCUAAUAAAGGCCUGCCCUGUAUUGGGGGCUUGCAUGGACACAGUAGAACCUGCUACCUUUUUUAAAAAAACAGAAUUCCUAUUGCUUUGAUUGUACUUAAACAAGCUCCUAGACAUUUAAUUGGUUGUUGUUAAUUUUAAUUGCUUAACUUUGUAGUUUAUGAUUCACUUCCCUCCCUUACUGUGCUGCACCAAGAGCGCACAUCAUAAAGGCAUAACAUCCUCAUUGUUGGCCCAAAACUCUGAAUUAAUCUACUUCCAUGUCAGGAUUCAGCUUUUGACCAAGUGAAAAGUUGAAAUUAGCUUCUGAGGGGUGGUAUGUAAAUCAUGAGUCGAGAGGUUUGGCCACUGUGUGCUAUAGCAUUCUUCACUGAGCUUAGGUUUAUCCAUACAAAUACUUAAGGGUGAGGUUAGCCACCCUAUCUGUUGGCUAAAGCCCUUAUGAAUUCAUGUCAGGACAUUGCUGUAGCUACAUACAGCCUGAGAUAACAUUAUAACUGCAGUUAUACCUUCCCUCCGUCUUUCCAUUCUCUAACUUCCCACCCACUGCAGGACUGUUUGGGCAGUUGAAACCUGAUGUUUUAAUGUUUGUCUAGUAAGGUCAGGCUUUUUGGAGCCAAUUGUGUUUUUGAGGGAGCGAACUGAACAGGGGAAGUAUAACUGAGUGCUUGGAAAUCUGUGUAUGUUAGGAUUAGAUGGAACUGUUGAGAAUCAGACAAUUCCUGCAAAAAUGUUAUUGUGAAGUUGAUAAUUAAAUUACAUCCUUAUUGUUUA
Hemiscyllium ocellatum (epaulette shark) is the source of this 2762-nucleotide messenger RNA. Its product is annotated as reticulon-3-A-like. Gene Ontology annotation, cellular component: postsynaptic density; neuron projection. The record is from RefSeq and is a predicted model, not a curated record. Gene Ontology annotation, biological process: brain development; endoplasmic reticulum tubular network formation; neuron differentiation. The transcript is spliced from 8 exons. Bases 41 to 910 code for a protein of 289 amino acids. NCBI's taxonomy places the organism in Eukaryota, Metazoa, Chordata, Chondrichthyes, Orectolobiformes, Hemiscylliidae.